GGCUGAUUUGUUUAUUUUAAUGCAGUGAAUUUUCUGCUGCAAUGGACGGCAGUCUUAUGGAGCCUGAUGAGAGUUCAACUGAAGAUUUCUUAAAGCAGCAAGAAGAAGAGUUUAGGCGGAAAGUUGAACUUGAGGCAGAGGAAAGAAAGCUCGAAGAAACAUUGGAGUACCAGAGGCGUAUAGAAGAGGAGGCAAAACAGAAACACCUGGCAGAGCAAUUUAAGAAUGCCUCUGGAACUUCGUAUGGUCUUUUAGAAGAGGCAGGUGCAGUUGACCAAAAUUUAAAUGAGGACAGUCUGGACCAGCAGGAUGGUUUAACAUAUAUCAAUACGCCAAGGUUGCAUAAUAUUAUCUCUCCAGUAUGUCUAAAGGAUAUAGAAUUUGGGGAUUUCCGUUUCUCAGAAGCCUCCAUGUUCAAGAACUAUCCAAAUGUUGAAAAUUCUCAUUUUAAACGUGAACAUAUGUUACCUAAUUUGGGAGGACACAAGUUUAUUGGUAAUGAGGUGCAACCAUCUACUCUGAAUGUGGGCAAGACAAAUAAUCAAGCGGGUCUGAAGAUGAAUGGCGUAGGAAGGAGUGCAACUUCUGGAAUGUCUUCUGUCAGUCCUACUACCCACCAGACUAACAAGGCAAUUAACCAGUCUCAUUCAAGAGGCAAGCAAGGCACAUGGGGAGAAGUGCAAGAUGGAUUUGCUUCUUCUGAGCAACAAGCAAGUAGACAACCUAAUAGGAAGAAUAAUUCUAUGAAAUCAGUUGGUGGAAAUGCCCAAGCCAUGUCUUAUGCUAAAGGGAACUGUUUGCUAGGGCAGAAACCAGAAGAUGUUAACUUUCGAGAGCAGGAUCAUAUUUUUGUGCCGGAUAAUUUGCAUAAUGAAAAGACAAUUAAUGAAGCCAAGAGAUCAGUGCAAUUGCAAGCUGAGGAUGAUGACGAGGAAAGAUUCCAAGCAGACUUGAAACGAGCUGUACGCCAGAGCCUUGAUACUUUUCAAGCACAGAGGGGUUUAUCUGCUGCUUCAGCUUCAAGAAUAGGUCAGCAAAAAGACCCUGAGAUAGAUUAUUACAGUGUAUCUGUUAGUGAACCUGGAAGCAUUUCAAACGAUAAAGCAUUAUAUGGAGCAGGCCUUAAAAAUGAUGUUGGGGAGUAUAAUUGCUUUUUAAAUGUAAUUAUCCAGUCACUUUGGCAUUUAAGGAGAUUCAGAGAUGAGUUCUUGAGGAUGUCAAGUGAACAUACUCAUGUUGGAAAUCCUUGUGCUAUAUGUGCGCUAUUUGAUAUUUUUACCGCUUUGAGCAAAGCAUCUUUGAAAGGACACACAGAAGCAGUUUCUCCUACUUGUCUUAGGAUUGCUUUGAGCAACUUGUAUCCUGAUAGCAAUUUCUUCCAAGAGGCACAAAUGAAUGAUGCUUCUGAAGUAUUAGCUGUGAUCUUCAACUGUUUGCAUCAGUCAUCCACAUCUUCUGGCGAUUGUGAAGCUGAAUCUGAAGAAAGUAAUUGUAUUGGUAACUGGGAUUGUGCAAGCAGCACUUGCAUAGCACAUACGUUUUUUGGAAUGAACAUAUAUGAACAAAUGAACUGUAAUAGCUGCGGUGUGGAGUCCAGGCACCUGAAGUACACCUCCUUUUUUCACAAUAUCAAUGCAAGUGCACUUCGGACAAUGAAGAUCACCUGUGGCGAUUGCUCUUUUGGUGAGCUUUUGAAGCAGGUGGAGAGGAAUCACCAGUUAGCUUGUGAUAUUGAGGCAGGUGGUUGUGGCAAGCCAAAUUAUAUUCACCAUAUUCUUUCAACUCCCCCACAUGUUUUCACUACAGUUUUGGGCUGGCAGAAUAUGAAUGAAAGUGUAGAUGACAUUUCUGCCACCAUGGCAGCCGUUUCCACUGAAGUAGAUAUCGGUGUCUUAUACAGUGGGAUAGAUCGAGGAAGCAAGCAUUCCCUUGCUUCUGUGGUUUGUUAUUAUGGACAGCAUUAUCAUUGCUUUGCAUAUGAGCAUGAACAGUGGGUUAUGUAUGAUGAUCAGACUGUUAAGGUUAUUGGUGGUUGGGACGAUGUUGUAACUAUGUGCGAAAGGGGUCAUUUGCAACCUCAAGUCCUUUUCUAUGAAGCUUUCAAUUAGAUUUUCUGAAUAUCCAAAGAGCAAGUACUACCUGAAAGUUCAGAUGAUUGUGAUGUUUAAUGAUAGAUUUAUGUGUCUUCAUCUGCUGUUAUCUGAUUAUAGGUUGCAUAUUUAUCAAAGUGCGAAGAGUUAAAUCCUCCACUGGGGUUUACUGUCAGAGCAGUUAUUCAGGGCCCUUUUUGAUAGACAUCUUCAGCAUCUGGAAAAUACUUACCCUUAAUUAUAGCAACUAGAAGUGAAGGUGAUUUGGAAGAAGAGAGCUUUCCUAUUGCCUCUUAUCUGGGCUUCCAUUUAAGCAUUCACAGAUUGAUUUUGACCUUCGACAGCGAGGUAAACAGUUUGAGGUGCUUGUAUUACAGCCAUAUUUAAGACUCAGGCAGUGACUGCUCGUUAAAGAGAUGAUACCUCUGAGUUGUGUGCCUGUGCAUAUUUUUUUGCCCCCACUUUGGUGAAGGUCCGCUAUGUGAUCCUGAUUCUUCCUUUGUUUAGUUGGUAUACUAGUGAGGACUAUGGCCCUCUUAUUUUUGCGGAUAGAGAAUAGAAGGGGAUCAAUAGAAUAAAUCUUUUUAUCCCCUUAAUCAUAUUUUUUUUCUAGGUUUGUAUAGAAGACAUGUACCUUGGGACAAUUGUCAGUGAAAGGGAAUAUGGAAUGAUGAAAAACAAGAAGAAUCGAUAUUAAUCUUUUUGUUCCUUACCUCGGCAUCAGAAUUUUGUUGCUAGAAUAGUUCUCAAUUUAAUGCGAUGGAAGCAAUAUCAUUUUGA
Asparagus officinalis (garden asparagus) is the source of this 2870-nucleotide messenger RNA. RefSeq lists its product as uncharacterized. The coding region runs from base 42 to 2108 and encodes 688 amino acids. Lineage: Eukaryota; Viridiplantae; Streptophyta; Magnoliopsida; Asparagales; Asparagaceae. The record is from RefSeq and is a predicted model, not a curated record. Gene Ontology annotation, biological process: protein deubiquitination. The transcript has 10 exons. Gene Ontology annotation, molecular function: cysteine-type deubiquitinase activity.